Messenger RNA from Olea europaea var. sylvestris, 1704 nucleotides. Its product is annotated as probable protein phosphatase 2C 76. Gene Ontology annotation, cellular component: cytosol; nucleus. Gene Ontology annotation, biological process: protein dephosphorylation. The record is from RefSeq and is a predicted model, not a curated record. Gene Ontology annotation, molecular function: protein serine/threonine phosphatase activity; cation binding. The coding region runs from base 334 to 1518 and encodes 394 amino acids. NCBI's taxonomy places the organism in Eukaryota, Viridiplantae, Streptophyta, Magnoliopsida, Lamiales, Oleaceae. The transcript is spliced from 9 exons.
CACAACAAAAUACAUCUCCUUUCACUCCACUCCUCUCAAAUUCAUCAUCACACUUUAAGAUUACUCUCUCUAGGGUUCCGGAUUCUAAAAGCUUCUUCUCCUUUCUCUUUUUCCAAUAAUGAGAAAGUUUCCUUGAUUCGAAUAUUGGAUUCGGAUCGGAUUUACUUUUUCACCUGAUAAUAUAAUAAUAAUUCGUUUUUUCUUAAUUUUGUUUAAAAAAAUUAUUGGAUGAUGGUGAAAUCAAGUUACUUUAAUGAUGGUUGCCGAUCUGUGUUUCUGGAUGUCUCAGAUGCUUUGAAUAUUUGAAACUGAGACCCAAGCCGGUUGCUUUAGAUGUUAUGCAACAGCUUUCUGAGGUCUGUGAGUCUUCGAGCAGGUUACAUCUGGAGAGGAUUGAAUGCACCGCAGUGCUUAACUUAUUUGUUGGAUUUCAAAUCUACAAUAACAAGAAAGAUGAUGGUGGAUUCUGGAGCAAACGCUAAGGGGGGACCUGUUAUUGAUAUUUUAUCUGAGAAGGAUGAAGAUGGAGGAUAUGCUAGCGGAGGAUGGAAGAGUGAAGAUGGAAGAUUGAGCUGUGGAUAUUCCAGUUUCAGAGGAAAGAGAGCGACUAUGGAGGAUUUUUAUGACAUUAAGACUUCAAAGGUUGAUGGACUAACAGUCUGUCUCUUUGGAAUAUUUGACGGUCAUGGUGGUUCACGUGCAGCUGAGUAUUUAAAGGAACAUCUCUUUGAGAGUCUCAUGAAACAUCAAGAAUUUAUUGUGAACACCAAAUUGGCAAUAAGUGAAACAUAUCAGCAGACCGACAGAGAUUUUUUGGAGUCUGAAAAAGAUACUUUCCGGGAUGAUGGUUCAACAGCUUCAACUGCAGUUCUAGUUGGCAAUCACCUAUAUGUUGCUAAUGUUGGAGAUUCGCGGACUAUAAUAUCAAAGGCUGGCAAAGCAAUUCCACUCUCAGAGGAUCACAAACCAAACAGAAGUGACGAGCGCAAGAGAAUUGAAAAUGCUGGAGGUGUUGUAAUGUGGGCUGGCACUUGGAGGGUUGGAGGUGUCUUGGCCAUGUCCCGUGCUUUUGGAAAUCGCAUGCUGAAGCAGUUUGUCGUGGCUGAACCUGAGAUUCAGGAACAAGAGAUUGACCAAGAGCUUGAACUGCUUGUGCUUGCAAGCGACGGACUUUGGGAUGUUGUGCCCAAUGAGGAUGCUAUCUCACUUGCACAAAUAGAAGACGAACCUGAAGCAGCAGCACGGAAGUUGACAGAAACUGCAUUCACACGUGGUAGUGCUGACAAUAUUACCUGCAUUGUUGUGAAGUUUCACCACAACAAAACAGAAUGCAAGGAAACCGAGCAAUAUUUCAAAUCAAACACUGAGGAAACCGAGCAAACUUUCAAAUCAAGCACUGAGGAAACCCUGCAAACUUCCAAAUCAAUCUCUGAGGAAACCCAGCAAACCUCUAAAGGAAGCACUGGGGAAACCACAAAAGAUUGCAAGUCAAAUCCUGUGGAAUCCCAACAAAGUUGAUGAAUUUGUUGCCAUUGUAUUUGCAGUUUAUCUAGGUGCAAAUAUGCUGUUGAUCACAUUGAAGGGGACGAUAAUUUGUUCAUUCAAUUGUUUUUUUCUUUGUAAUUUGCCUUGCAUGUUUAAAUUUCAGUGCAUCAUACUCAUAAAGACAUCAUCUGGAUAAAUUUUAAGGGUGCUCUAAUUUUA